Messenger RNA from Pseudogymnoascus destructans, 948 nucleotides. RefSeq lists its product as uncharacterized. The record is from RefSeq and is a predicted model, not a curated record. Lineage: Eukaryota; Fungi; Ascomycota; Leotiomycetes; Thelebolales; Thelebolaceae. The coding region runs from base 191 to 748 and encodes 185 amino acids. The transcript has a single exon.
UCCAGUCGUCAAUUCACCACCCAAACAGCCCGCAUCUCCAUCACCAAAACAACCUCAUAAUCAACUCAUGCAACUCAUCAACAGUUGAUAGCUGUUGUUGACAAUAUCGCCGUUUAUAUCAUUCUGUGAGUAUUCCCUUCCUCUCUGUCUGCUUCUCCACCAGCAUCAGUCGAUUGCGUCGCCAAGACCGAUGAACCCAAGCUUGUCCACGCCAAAACAUCGCAUCACGAACUGCCGAGUUAUCCCUACGACCGUCUCCCCCACAAUCCGCGACGCUCGUGCUUUACAAGCUCCCCAGACAGCCAGCGAGCCUGGAGCCAACGCUCUGUGCAUCAGCACGCUCUUGUUUACUCCUCGUCAUCCCGUCGUUCCGUCGCGUCGCCCAUUCCUCGUCCUCGCCGAUACAUACGAUUCGAUCCAGAGCCUCCUCGCGCCUUAUUCACUCACAACUAACAUCCCACUGCAGAAAGCCUACGUCCGCAUCGCGCUUCAUCGUCAAUUCCGCAAAGAUGCCUACCAUCCACACCCUCGACGCGCGCGACGUCGCCAUGCAGCUCUCCAAGCGCGAGAACUGGGCCAAGAAGGAGGCUGGUGUCGUGGUCGUGUUCUGUAUCGUUGGCGUUGUCGCGCUUGGCGUCAUCUGGUUGUGCAUCCACAAGUGGAUGCUCCGCCGUCGUGCGAACAGGCCCGAGAAAUAGAUGGGUUUGGAGGAUCCGGGGGGAGGGUGUAUAGUGUAGCGAUGGACUGAUGAAAGGGGUGCGUCGGGAUAUUGGACCCGUGACGCGGAUGUGGGAGGGAUGGGGUUAUUGAUUUAAUAGAGGACUAGUGGCCGGAAGGGGGCGGAUAUCAUGUGGUAUAGUGGCGGAUGUUUUCUUCACCUGGCGGAGUUCGUACAUGGUCUAUUUUAUAGCUGUUCAUAAUUACAAUGGAUCGUUGUCUUGUGAAUGA